Molecule: messenger RNA, 834 nt
Organism: Trichosurus vulpecula (common brushtail)
Lineage: Eukaryota; Metazoa; Chordata; Mammalia; Diprotodontia; Phalangeridae
Product: L-lactate dehydrogenase A chain-like
Exons: 2
Coding region: 1-834 (277 amino acids)
Biological process (GO): carboxylic acid metabolic process
Molecular function (GO): oxidoreductase activity, acting on the CH-OH group of donors, NAD or NADP as acceptor
Source: RefSeq, a predicted model, not a curated record
AUGGCAACUACUGUCAAGGAUCAGCUGAUUGUAAAUGUCCUAAAGGAAGGCCAGGGUCCCCAUAAUAAGAACACUGUUGUUGGAGUUGGUGCAGUUGGCAUGGCAUGUGCCAUCAGUAUCUUGACGAAGGAUUUGGCUGAAAAACUUGUCCCAGUUGAUGUAAUAGAAGACAAACUAAAGGGAGAGAUGAUGGAUAUCCAACAUGGCAGCCUUUUCCUCAAAAUGCCAAAGAUUGUUUCUGGCAAAGACUACAUGGAUAUUUUGACAUAUGUAGCCUGGAAGCUAAGUGGCUUUCCUAAAAACUGUGUUAUUGGAAGUGGUUGCAAUCUGAAUUCUGCCCAUUUCUGCUACAUAAUGGGGGAGAGACUUGGUGUCCAUUCUUCAAGUUGUCAUGGAUGGGUCCUUAGGGAACACAGAGACUUCAGAGUUCCUGUGUGGAGUAGUGUGAAUUUUGCCGGUGUCUCUCUGAAGAAUCUUUAUUCUGCUUUGGAAACUGAUGCUGAUUCAGAGAAUUGGAAAAAUGCUCAUAAACAGGUGGUUGAAAGUGCUUAUGAGGCGAUCAAGCUGAAGUGCUAUACUUCCUGGGCCACUGGCUUGUCUGUGGCAGAUCUGGCAGAAAGCAUUAUGAAGAAUCUUAGGAGAGUGCAUCCAAUUUUCACCAUGAUUAAGGGUAUAUAUGGCAUUAAUGAGGAUGUCUUCCUUAGUGUCCCAUGUGUCUUGGGGCAGGAUGGCAUUUCAGAUGUGGUGAAGGUAAACCUGAAUCUGGAGGAGGAGAGUUGUUUAAAGAAAAGCACAGAUACUCUUUGGGGAAUCCAGAAGGAGCUGCAAUUUUAA